Molecule: messenger RNA, 1812 nt
Organism: Girardinichthys multiradiatus
Lineage: Eukaryota; Metazoa; Chordata; Actinopteri; Cyprinodontiformes; Goodeidae
Gene: anxa3b
Product: annexin A3b
Exons: 15
Coding region: 148-1167 (339 amino acids)
Cellular component (GO): cytoplasm
Molecular function (GO): calcium ion binding; calcium-dependent phospholipid binding; phospholipase inhibitor activity
Source: RefSeq, a predicted model, not a curated record
CAAGAGAGGAGGAGUUGAAUGAUUCAGCCUAAAGCGGGCGUUCCCCCUUUCCCAACUUCGUAGAAAGGAGUGGCAGCCUGUGAUCACCGUGAAAUUACCUUUCUAUCAGCUUAUCCGGUUUAAACGUUUUUCUCUACAACCACAAACAUGUCUGUUUGGGAUGAUCUGGAGAUGCUCUUAGACUCUCCCUCCUCUUCAGUGACUGUAACCUCAAAUGCCAGAGGAACUGUGAAGGAAACAACUAAUUUUAAGGUGGAAGAAGAUGUUGCGGCUCUGAGGAAAGCCAUGGAAGGCCUUGGUACAACAGAGAAGACACUGAUUGAGGUGCUGACCCAACGAAGUAAUGCCCAGCGUCAGCUUAUCGGCACAGCUUAUCAGAAAGCCACUGGAAGGACAUUAGUGGCCGACUUGAAGGGCGAGACCCACGGAGACUUCGAGGAUUUGCUAGUGGCUUUGGUAACACCUCCUGCUGUCUACGACUGCCAUGAAGUCAUGAAAGCGAUGAAGGGUCCAGGGACCACUGAGAGCACUCUGACAGAAAUCUUUGCCUCCAUAUCCAACAAACAGAUUAAAGCCCUGUCUGAUGUGUACCAUAAAGAAACCGGAAGACUGUUGAUUCAAGAUCUGAAGUCAGAAGUAUCUGGGGAUUAUGGCAAAGCAUUACUCAUCUUGGCUGAGGGAAAGAGAGACGAGAGCACCAAUGUGGACACAGCAAAAGCUAAAGCAGAUGCCAAGGCACUGUAUGAGGCGGGAGAAAAGAAGUGGGGAACUGAUGAGGAGAAGUUUAUUGACAUCCUGUGCCACAGGAGUGUUCCUCAGCUUCGACAAACUGUGAUCGAGUACAAGAGUAUUAGCAAGAAGACUCUGCAGGAAAGCAUUAAAAGCGAGAUGUCUGGACAUUUGGAGAACCUCCUGGUUGCUAUUGUGAAGUGUGUCGAGAAUCUCCCUGCAUACUUUGCUGAGAGGCUUUUCAAGGCCAUGAAGGGAGCUGGAACCACAGAGUCCACGCUAACAAGAAUCCUGGUCAGUCGCUCGGAGAUCGAUCUAAUGGACAUCAAAGCAGAAUACAAGAAGAUGUUUGGAUGCACACUCUACAACCAGUUAGAGUCUGAGGUGUCGGGUGAUUAUGGUAAAACCCUCAAGCGGCUGUGUGGCCAAGAUGGCUGACUUUUCCAAGCACCAAUGUCUUCAAGUACAACCUGGAGCAGACCCAAUCUUCUUCUGCAUCCAAGGACAUUUUGCAAACUACCAUCACAGCAAAGCUGGAGAAAAGAGCCACAGAUGUUGGGAAACAGUUUCUCAGCUGAUCUGAAGACAAGACAUUACCAGAGAAUGUGUGCAAACAAGGGCAGCUAACUUUGCACGAAGAGAUUAUAACGUGUUCAACACAUGUAUGUCAACUAUUUCCAACAAAUUCUGAUUUCAUUCGUCCAAGUAACAAAGGAACCAAAUACAUUCUUAAGCAGAUGUCAGAUUUUAAGGACUAAGCAAGCAGAGAGUUUAAAGAUAGCUUCAGUAUUAAAGUUUGUGUUUCAUGUGAAGAGAAACAGUAAGAAAUGAAAACUACACCAUAUGACUUCUCAGAGUUGCAUUUGUUGCAUUUUAAUUGUUGUCAUAUAUUCCAUGAGACUGAGGCUUUUCUACUGAAAUAUUUCUUUAUAUAUAAAAACAAUGUUUUCAGUUUCUGUCGAUACAUUUUAGUUCAGUUACAGAUGUGGCUUUUACAGUUUUGUUAAAUUAGAUAAAAAAAAAAAAAAAAGGACUGCUUCAGAGGUGCUUCAUAGCACCAUGGUGCAGCUUUAACCAAAUCCA